Messenger RNA from Ostertagia ostertagi, 876 nucleotides. NCBI's taxonomy places the organism in Eukaryota, Metazoa, Nematoda, Chromadorea, Rhabditida, Trichostrongylidae. The record is from the annotation of a GenBank genome assembly.
AUGAAUGUUCAUCCGGAUAUUUGCUUGGCGGGCUGUGUAUUGCAUAUGUUCGAUAUGGAUCGCAUGUUCACGGAUAAACUGGACCUACCAAAUAUUGUGUUGGCAAUCCGAAUGCACGGCGGGGAUAUAGAAUUUGGAGCAAAGGCCUAUGCGGAACGAGCCGGGGCGAUUACGCACGUCAUUGUCGAGUCUAUAAGGACCCAACACGCCCAUCUGGCCCUGAAAGAUCGCAAACGUCUGGUGACAAUGCAGUGGUUGGUGGAUGUGCUUAUGAAGAAGCAAAUGGAUGUGCCGUGGCGGCAUGCACAUUUACCGUCGGUGUUCACUGAUGGCUGCAGACCGCUACUAGGGAAGUUGAUUUCGUUUUCUGGCUUCGACGAAAGUGAACGGGCCGCGAUGAAGUUCAUGGUGGAGGCCAUGGGAGCGAGGUUCACACCCCGUACCUUAGCCGUCACAAUAAUAUUCUAUAUUGCUAAGACCGGUGGCGUUGAAAAAGUCGAGAAAAGGCUCGUGAAUGGGAUAUCCAGGUGGUUAAUUAUCAGUGGCUGGCUGACAACUAUGCUGGUCAAAGGGUGGAAGCUGAUAAUCAACCUUGGUCAGCCAUGUGAUGGGGUCUCGCCGGGUCCGUAUGCAUUGGAAAUGAUUAACGAUCAGUUCAAGCAGCUUCUUCUUGCUUGGAAAAUGCCGCUGAUUGUAUCCCCCGAGCAAUGGCGACGUUCGUUUGAUACUAAGCAAGCGGUCGAGAACGAUGAAGGCGUCUUCCCGAAUAAGAAGUUGCGAAUGCAGUCAGCGCCUCCAAGUGAAGCAGAAAUCGCGGCAAAAGCACAGGAGCACAAAAAGUCUGGCACCACGCAUCCUGCAUACGUGGUUGCGUAA